UGUGACAUUCAUAAAAUGACAGUCAGCUGAAAAUGACAGUCCAAAAGUGCAAGGCACAACUGACUUUACACUACAAUUGAUUUUUUGGCGAUUUCUAUCUUUCUAUUCAUUUAAUUGCACAAUAACAGUAAUAGAAAUGUGAACGGAACAAAUGUUCUAAUUAGAACCAGCAAUGAUAAGACAAUCUUUAAAGUUUAGAAAAACAAUUACUGCCGCAUGUUUAUUGUCUACAUUGGUUUUAAUAUAUUUAAUUAUUAUAAAGAGUAACCUAGAAAACCUAGGGAAAAAAUCCCACCAAAGGAUAUCGGAUGAUUUUCAAGAUAUAACUUUUAAAAAUAGAGAAUCACCAAAGACAGAAUAUGGUAAUGUGAAUAUGAUGGAAUCACAAGUAUCAAAUAAUGAAGAUGAGAGCACAAGGCGAGAGUUGCAAGAAGCAAAGUCCAGAAUACAGGAACUGGAGAAAAAAAUAGCAAUUUUAGAAGGAAGAAUGCCACAAAAGUACCCCGAUGUUAAGUUCCUUGGAUAUAAAGAAAGGAAGCGAAUAUUAGUAACCGGAGGUGCUGGCUUUGUGGGCUCGCACCUUGUGGAUGUGUUAAUGAUGCAAGGACAUGAAGUUAUAGUUGUAGAUAAUUUCUUCACAGGGCGUAAAAGAAAUGUUGAACAUUGGUUUGGUCAUAGAAAUUUCGAGAUGAUUCAUCACGAUAUAGUAAAUCCACUUUAUGUUGAGGCAGAUGAAAUUUACCAUUUAGCUAGUCCAGCGAGUCCACCGCAUUACAUGCAAAAUCCUGUAAAAACAAUCAAAACAAACACAUUAGGAACAAUUAAUAUGUUAGGACUCGCAAGGCGCGUUGGUGCUAGAAUAUUAAUAGCAAGUACUUCAGAAGUGUACGGUGAUCCAAUGGUUCACCCUCAACCAGAAUCUUACUGGGGUCAUGUGAACCCUAUUGGACCUCGGGCGUGUUACGACGAAGGUAAAAGAGUCGCCGAGACUUUAGCGUAUUCUUAUGCGAAGCAAGAAAAAGUGGACGUGAGAGUAGCGAGGAUAUUCAACACGUAUGGACCAAGGAUGCACGUGUCUGACGGACGCGUGGUUUCUAAUUUUAUAAUGCAAGCUUUACAAAACUUAACCAUUACGGUUUACGGCAACGGCAAACAAACUCGCUCAUUUUGCUACGUAUCCGAUCUUGUGGAUGGCCUGCUCACUUUAAUGGCCUCAAGUUACACGUUACCUGUUAACCUGGGAAAUCCUGUAGAACAUACCAUAGAAGAAUUUGCUAUGAUUAUCAAGAAUCUAGUCCCCGGAUGUCGCAGCACGGUGUCAACAGGCGCAGCCGUGGAGGACGAUCCACAGCGGCGACGGCCAGACAUCGCCGUGGCAGAAGCAAAUCUUCACUGGAAACCUAAAAUUAGCUUACAAGUUGGGCUACAGCGGACCAUAGACUACUUCCGAGAAGAACUGUCAAGGACUACAUUUCUCAACAACCAGACUUAUAUGGACACUAAAGUGAAUCGCCACUAGUUUAUUUGUGAUAUUGACGUAGCUCGCUUUGUGUGAAUGAAAACUCAUGUUGUAAAUAAAAUAAGUUAGGACUAUUUACAUUACCUGAUAUGUUUUUUUAUGAUCUACAAUUUUUUUUUUGCUAAUUACCUACAUUGUUGUUUCGUGUUCAAAGUUUAAAAUAAAUUCUUAUUCCUUGCACUGUUUAAA
This is a messenger RNA of Manduca sexta (tobacco hornworm), 1708 nucleotides long. It is a transcript of the gene Uxs, whose product is annotated as UDP-glucuronic acid decarboxylase 1. The coding region runs from base 173 to 1519 and encodes 448 amino acids. Gene Ontology annotation, cellular component: cytoplasm. Lineage: Eukaryota; Metazoa; Arthropoda; Insecta; Lepidoptera; Sphingidae. The transcript is spliced from 9 exons. Gene Ontology annotation, molecular function: UDP-glucuronate decarboxylase activity; NAD+ binding. The record is from RefSeq and is a predicted model, not a curated record. Gene Ontology annotation, biological process: D-xylose metabolic process.